AUGCGAUAUCAAGUUUGGCUCGCAGCCUUCGUGGCGGCAGUGACUGCAGCUCCUCACGCUCAGGUCGAGACAGCCCUACCUCCAAUCUCUGUCUCUGAAUCGUUUGCUACCCCAACGAUUACAGUCAUCCCCACGACGUCUCUGAAUAUCCCCUACUUCACGGACAAGAAGGAGGCCAUCGCAUUGGGAGCCAGUUCCUAUCUUUUCCAGAAGCUGCGAUUGUCCGAAAAAUGCAACUUCGAGGAGAACCACUCCUGGGUCUGCUGGACUUCUGCAAACUACGGCUGCCCGUCGCCUACUCGAGCGUGCUCCGACCUUUUCAGUCCCACGCCAGUCACUGGCAAACAUCCAUGCGAGCUGGGACCUGGAGUGCGACCUGAACCUACUGAGGUUCCAAUACUUCGAUUUUAA
Molecule: messenger RNA, 411 nt
Organism: Aaosphaeria arxii CBS 175.79
Lineage: Eukaryota; Fungi; Ascomycota; Dothideomycetes; Pleosporales
Exons: 4
Coding region: 1-411 (136 amino acids)
Source: RefSeq, a predicted model, not a curated record